Quercus robur (English oak) is the source of this 1418-nucleotide messenger RNA. RefSeq names its product pre-mRNA cleavage factor Im 25 kDa subunit 2. Gene Ontology annotation, molecular function: mRNA binding. Lineage: Eukaryota; Viridiplantae; Streptophyta; Magnoliopsida; Fagales; Fagaceae. The transcript has 7 exons. The record is from RefSeq and is a predicted model, not a curated record. Gene Ontology annotation, cellular component: mRNA cleavage factor complex. The coding region runs from base 238 to 840 and encodes 200 amino acids.
UGGAAUAUGGUCGUUGGCCCGUUGCCCUGCUAAUCUCCAUUCUGCAAUAUUUAGAGUUUAGAGCGUGUCUCGAAACUUUGAUUGACAGAGAAUUCAAUUCCUCUGUAGAGUUUUGCAUAGUAGACUCAGUUCGGCUGAGCUCCUCCUCUCGAUUUCCAUAGAUUUAGAGAGAGAGAGAGAGAGACACACAGAGAGUGUAGAAGAGAAACAGAGAGAGAGAGAGAGAGAGGGACAGAGAUGGUGACUUCAUCGGUGGUGAACACGUACCCACUGUCAAGCUACACCUUCGGCACCAAAGAGCCCAAGAUGGAAAAAGAUACCUCCGUCGCUGAUCGCCUCGCUCGCAUGAAAGUCAACUAUAUGAAGGAGGGAAUGAGGACGAGUGUCGAAGGGAUUUUGCUGGUACAGGAACAUAACCAUCCUCACAUACUUCUUCUGCAAAUUGGAAACACUUUCUGCAAACUUCCUGGUGGGCGUUUGAAGCCAGGAGAGAAUGAAAUUGAGGGCUUGAAAAGAAAGCUGACCAGCAAGCUUGGUGCUACUGUACCAGCUCUUGUGCCAGACUGGCAGAUAGGUGAAUGUGUGGCUGUUUGGUGGAGGCCAAACUUUGAAACCAUAAUGUAUCCUUAUUGCCCUCCCCACAUAACAAAACCCAAGGAGUGUAAGAAGCUUUUCAUUGUUCACUUGUCUGAGAGGGAGUACUUUGCAGUCCCCAAAAAUUUGAAACUUCUUGCUGUUCCAUUGUUUGAACUCUAUGAUAACGUUCAGAGAUAUGGACCAGUUAUAUCCACCAUUCCUCAGCAACUCUCCAGAUUCCAGUUCAACAUGAUUGCUAAAUGAGCAUUAGUUUCUAAAGCUCACAUCCUGAUAGCCUGCUUAUAAUUAUCUGAAGUUCGUACCUUUGAUUUAAUUCCAUGGACUACUAGGGCUCAGACCUGAUUAUUACUUCAUAGCUGAAUUUAAGUUGGUUUAGAAGGGGUUUCUCCAGUUAUGCUGAUAAUUGAAGCUUAUCUAUUGACAUGGUCUCUUUGUUUGGUCCUUUAGAAUAUCUAAUGAUGCGUUCUGUGUAAGUGUAGAAUUCUUGUUCCAACAAGGUUUCUGUUGAGUUCUUGGAGUCAUUUACUGUAGUUUAAGUCCAAUGGGUUUACUUUUCAGUGGGAUGGAAUGAGUUAUAACGUUCUGCUUUGCGAUUUCCGACAAUUUUUUUGUAAUUUAAUUGAUUAUGCUUGUAAUAUUAUAGGUGAAAUUAGGGUACAAACAGAGGAGAUAUGUAGCAUGUAUUGUCCAAAGCCUUGUAGCUUAGUCACAUUGCUUGGUCUCCUUUAUAAGGAGAAUCAGGGUCUGAAUCCCCCAUCCCCCACUUGUAACAAUUGAAUUAUCAAAAAAGAUACAUAGCAUGUAUCGGUUGCUUAUGCUUA